GCAUAAGGUACAAAGGGUUUACUUUCACCAGAUAAUAGAAUAUAGCUACAAACAAUACAACUGACAAAUUACAAAGGCACUGUGUGUCUUAGGACAGAAACAACCCCAACCCUUACACAACUAGACAUUCCUCUCCAGCAACCUCUCUUCCAAGGCAUGAAAAAUAAACACCUUAAACAGUAGAGGCCCCUCCUACCAGGAUUAAAAAAACAAGGAGAAUAGGGAGGGAAAUCACACAUAAAUAAGCGUUUCUAUGGCAAAAAUACAACAAAUAAAUUAAAUAUUCACAUUUAAAAUCAGAUAUGAGUGGGGGAUUUCUCAAAAAAUUAUACAAUUAAUGGCAGUUACCCAAACAACACAAUGGGAAGUUCCUGUUUGGCCUAUCGGCUUGAAAGCAUAAAAGUAAAACUUUUUUCUUAUCCUUAAAUAUGUAUGUGUCCUUGAAAAUAUGCAGACGCUGUAGAUAAAAAUGAGUAAGGGUGAACGGAAGAGUGACAUGACAAGCAGCCCUUAGCUGCCGCGACUGGGAAAUUCAAGCGUAUUAGUUCAGAAAGGCACUGGUGGUGCCGCCACCUUGUGUCAAUAAGAGGGAUUACAAGGUAAAUGUGAGAAAUGUCUGCUCAUAUUUUAAACUAAAUAGCAAAAUAGUUUUGUUACACCGUUUCAUUGAUUACAGCAGAGCACAACAGUUAGUAAGGACUUUUUAAAUACAAAUUUGUUAAUCGAAACGCAUUUGUUUAACGCAGAUGAUUAGAUAGAUAGAUAGAUAGAUAGAUAGAUAGAUAGAUAGAUAGAUAGAUAGAUAGAUAGAUAGAUAGAUAGAUAGAUAGAUAGAAUCUGAACAGGACAGUGUAUUUGUAUUGUAUGUCCUGUUUGCUGUUUAGGACUUCCAGUAACAGUAUGACUUGUUUGACCCUCAUGUUCUCCACAUGCUUGGAUAGACGUAAAUCUCCAGGGAUCCCGGGUACACUGGAAAUCAACCACCGGGACCUUUAUCUUGCUGAUCUUCAGAUGCAGGUUCUUCUGAUACCUGAAGACAAGGUUCUCCAGAACAAAUACACUCGUCGUCCACUGGCUGCAUAAAAGAUCAAUAGAUAGAAAUAGUGUAAUGAUAACAUAAUGGGAAUGAUGGAAAUAACGCGCCGUUGCUUUUAUUGUAAUGAGGCUGCGAUGCCGCGUAUCAUUGGUGGUUGCGCUCGUCACAGCAAUUGGAGGGUCCCGUGUCCAUCAUGCAGAAUUCGCCGUGAUUCCGAACAGCCGUGGCACAGCAAUUGCGAAAUUAAUUUUUUGCACUGUUAUGCUAAGAUUUGUUGCUAAAAUUGCUGAGAUAUAGAAAAACCGCAGUUACAAAAAUUAGUAUAUAUUUUCUUUUUUAAAAUAAAACGGUUCGCAGAAUAGUAUGGGCUCUAGUAACUCCACCCUAUCUAAAAUUCCAAACUUGGGAAGAUUAAUUGAGGAAACUGGAUUCACCCCUGCGCAUAUAAAACGACUGUACAAACGCUUCCAAGCAUUAGACAAGGGCAACAAGGGUUAUCUUAGUCCACAAGAUUUUGGAUCAGUUAAAGAGCUGGCAACGAACCCCAUUGGCGAUCGGAUAAUUGGAGCUUUCUUUUCACAAGGGCAGGAAACGGUAGACUUCCACUCUUUUGUGAGGAUCCUGGCCCAUUUCCGCCCUUUGGAUAAGAACCGGGCAAAAAGGCCGGACAGCCCAGAGCCUAUCAACAGCAGGAUCAGCAAACUGAGAUUUGCCUUCCAGCUGUACGACCAAGAUAAUGAUGGCAAGAUCUCUCGGGAUGAGCUGUUACAGGUGCUGCGUACCAUGCUUGAAAUGCAAGUGACAGAGGAGCAGCUGGAGAGCAUCGCGGACCGCACCAUUCAAGAGGCAGACUUAGAUGGGGACAAUGCCAUCUCCUUUGAUGAGUUCCGGAAGUCAUUGGAGAAGGUGAACAUUGAACACAAGAUGAGCAGUCGCUUUCUGCACUAAUUAGGACAAAGCUGGAUGAAACUAUUUUACUAUUUUAUGGUUAGAGCUUUGACUGGGUGGAACUACUAGCCCAAAUGACUGAGCUCUCUGAGUUCUGAUCAUGGUUUUCACUUAUUCUCAUUUAUUUUGUAAAGAUUUUCCAAGGUAUUUUAUACUAAAAGGAAACCUGAAAGAAAGAGAGAUCCUUUUCAGUGGCAUAUGACAAAUGAGGGAGACAGUAUUUGUAAAGAUGCUGUUGGACAGCUGUUAUUGAUAGAGCAAGGAGCAAAGAGUAAUAUAGUCAGCAGAGGAAGAGGAAACUAGCAGAGCAAGUCAGCAGACUUACCCUAACAAGGUCUACUUUCAUAAUAAUAUUACAAUUAUAUUAGCACAUUAUAUUCAAUUUCUGUUUAUAUAAUUUCUUAGAUGUACAUGUCAGUAUUAUGUGGCCAAUAUUUGUGGUUUAUUUUUGUGAUGUGAAACAUUAAUAGUGUUUUGCAAGCUCAGAGGCUUGGACAUCUAACAUCAUAACCUAUACUGUAAUAAAAUCUUGCUUUUCAGUG
Molecule: messenger RNA, 2526 nt
Organism: Paramormyrops kingsleyae
Lineage: Eukaryota; Metazoa; Chordata; Actinopteri; Osteoglossiformes; Mormyridae
Gene: chp2
Product: calcineurin-like EF-hand protein 2
Molecular function (GO): calcium ion binding
Source: RefSeq, a predicted model, not a curated record